AUGAACACAUAUGAUCAUAAUUACUGCAACAAAAUGCUCAGCCAUUUCAAAAAGCAACCAAUGUGCAAGCCAUUCUUGAAUCCUGUCGAUCCAGUUGCCGAUUCUUGCCCAACAUAUUACUCAAUUAUCAAACAUCCAAUGGAUUUUUCAACAAUGAAAAAGAAAUUAGCUCAAAAUCAAUACGAAACAGUCGAUGCCUUUAUAGAUGAUAUUAGACUGGUUGCUAAAAAUGCAAAAAUGUUUAACGGAGAUUCUAGUAUUAUUGGAAUGUCAGCGGAUGACAUGAUUGCUGAAGUCGACAAAAUGCUUGCUGAGAAGUGUACAUGCCCAGAAGAAGAAUGGUACUUUAGUGUUCAAGAUGGUUCAGAUAAAUUAAGCGCUCAUAUCUUGAACGCACCAGCUUCAGUAUCUUUCAUACCAGAACUAACAUUACCAGACAAUUUUGAUGAGGAAUUACUUGAUGAAGAGCAUAAAGCAAAAAUAAACGAAAUUAUCGAAAAAUUUGUUGGAGUUAAAAUUGCAACAGCAUGGAAGUUUUUGGAUCGAACAAACAGAUCUGCUAUCUUGGAUAUACUUAAAGAUGUCACUUUCCCAGAAAAAGAGAAAGUAGAAGAAGAAAAGAAGGAAGAAGAACAAAAAGAAGAAGAGAAGAAAGAAGAGGAACCAAAAGAAGAAGAAAAGAAAGAAGAGCCAAAGGAGGAGGAGAAGAAAGAAGAGGAAAAAAAGGAAGAAGAACAAAAAGAAGAAAAGAAAGAUGAAGAUAAAAAAGAAGAAGAGAAGAAAGAAGAAUAG
Trichomonas vaginalis G3 is the source of this 792-nucleotide messenger RNA. RefSeq names its product acetylation-dependent protein binding. Gene Ontology annotation, molecular function: protein binding. The transcript has a single exon. The coding region runs from base 1 to 792 and encodes 263 amino acids. The record is from RefSeq and is a predicted model, not a curated record. Lineage: Eukaryota; Parabasalia; Trichomonadida; Trichomonadidae.